UUCAGCGCGCUCAUACUGAGCGACAGAGAGGGAACCGAGCUCUCCAAGCCGGUAGUCUGAGGCAGCACCGCCGGUCACAUCUGAAACAUGACAACUGAUUUCAAAACAUGGAUUUAGACGCGGAUUGUUGUCAUUUUGGAUGACGCUCGUGCAACUUUAUAUUAAAUCUCGGUUUGCUGCAGACAGCCCCGCCUUGUGACACAUUGCGAGUCCACACCGGCUCUCUCCAUCAUCACACUGUUGUUCAUUUAUUGACGGAUUUCAGUGCGUCCGCUCGCUGUGUUAUAUGAUGGUGCGUCCGUGUCUUGCGCUCCGGGCUCUGGGCUGAACGCAUGCACGAGCGCGGAACAUGGAUAGAUAGCGCGUUUCUCUCUCUGUGUUUCUCAGUGUAAUCAGCGCCUUUCUCAAUGGAUGAGGAAAUAGACACCCGCAAGAUCAACAACAGCUUUCUCCGAGACCACAACUAUGCAACUGAAGCUGACAUCAUAUCCACGGUUGAGUUCAACCCGACAGGAGAACUCCUGGCCACUGGGGACAAAGGUGGACGAGUAGUGGUCUUCCAAAGGGAACAGGAGAGUAAGAACCAGCCUCACCGUCGGGGGGAGUACAAUGUUUACAGCACCUUUCAGAGCCACGAGCCCGAGUUUGACUACUUGAAAAGCCUGGAGAUUGAGGAGAAGAUCAACAAAAUCCGCUGGCUGCCACAACAGAAUGCUGCAUAUUUCCUCCUGUCCACCAAUGAUAAAACUGUGAAGCUAUGGAAAAUCAGCGAGCGAGACAAACGACCAGAGGGCUACAAUCUGAAGGAUGAAGAAGGCAGGAUACGGGACCCAACCACCAUCACAACUCUGAGGGUGCCCGUCUUGAGGCCCAUGGACUUGAUGGUAAAGGCAACACCACGUCGCAUUUUCUCUAAUGCUCACACCUAUCACAUUAACUCCAUCUCGGUCAACAGUGACUAUGAGACAUACAUGUCCACGGAUGACCUGAGGAUCAACCUAUGGAACUUGGAGAUCACAAACCGAAGCUUUAAUAUUGUAGACAUAAAGCCAGCCAACAUGGAAGAAUUGACCGAGGUGAUCACAGCGGCUGAGUUUCACCCUAACCAGUGCAACACGUUCGUCUACAGUAGCAGCAAGGGCUCCAUAAGAUUGUGUGACAUGAGAACAUCUGCACUUUGUGACAACCACUCUAAAUUAUUUGAGGAACCAGAAGACCCCAGUAAUCGCUCCUUCUUCUCCGAGAUCAUCUCUUCCAUCUCAGAUGUGAAAUUCAGUCACAGUGGGCGCUACUUGAUGACUCGUGACUACCUCACAGUGAAGGUGUGGGACAUCAACAUGGAGAGCAAGCCUUUGGAAACUUACCAGGUCCAUGACUACCUUAGGAGUAAGCUGUGCUCACUGUACGAGAAUGACUGCAUCUUUGACAAGUUUGAAUGUGUCUGGAAUGGAACUGACAGUGUCCUAAUGACAGGCUCCUACAACAAUUUCUUCCGUAUGUUCGAUCGGAACACUAAGCGCGAUGUGACUCUGGAGGCCUCGCGGGAAAACAGCAAACCCAGAGCCAUUCUCAAGCCACGCAAAGUUUGCAUUGGUGGCAAGCGUCGUAAAGAUGAAAUCAGUGUAGACAGUCUGGACUUCAGUAAGAAGAUCUUACACACUGCAUGGCACCCCAACGAGAACAUCAUCGCUGUGGCCGCCACCAACAACCUCUAUAUAUUUCAGGACAAGGUCAACUAGCAUGUAGCUCUGAUGUCUCCAUUCAUCACAACUACAAGGGGCAUUAUUUCUCUAGAUGAACUGGGAGUUAAAAAGGUUGGACUCACUAGCAGUGAACUUGAGGAACAUCUAGAUGAGCUUGGCCUUCUACAGCAGAUUUUUUACUGUACUGAAUCUUAAAAAAAAAAAAA
Carassius auratus (goldfish) is the source of this 1909-nucleotide messenger RNA. It is a transcript of the gene ppp2r2bb, whose product is annotated as protein phosphatase 2, regulatory subunit B, beta b. The transcript is spliced from 9 exons. The record is from RefSeq and is a predicted model, not a curated record. Bases 408 to 1739 code for a protein of 443 amino acids. Gene Ontology annotation, molecular function: protein phosphatase regulator activity; protein binding. NCBI's taxonomy places the organism in Eukaryota, Metazoa, Chordata, Actinopteri, Cypriniformes, Cyprinidae. Gene Ontology annotation, cellular component: protein phosphatase type 2A complex.